Molecule: messenger RNA, 1728 nt
Organism: Talaromyces marneffei
Lineage: Eukaryota; Fungi; Ascomycota; Eurotiomycetes; Eurotiales; Trichocomaceae
Exons: 9
Coding region: 1-1728 (575 amino acids)
Cellular component (GO): cytosol
Molecular function (GO): asparagine synthase (glutamine-hydrolyzing) activity
Source: RefSeq, a predicted model, not a curated record
AUGUGUGGAAUCUUCGCUUGUCACCAUCAUCCCGAUGUGCAGAAAUUCAAGCCUACGGCUUUGCGGAUGGCAAAAGCCAUCCGUCAUCGAGGCCCCGAUUGGAGUGGAAGCUUCAUCAAGAACAAGACUAUUCUCGUGCACGAGCGUUUGAGUAUCGUCGGCGUUGACUCCGGAUCCCAGCCCCUUGUCAACGAUGACUCCUCUAUCGCCCUCGCCGUCAACGGUGAAAUCUAUAACCACCGCAUCCUCAGGAAAUCCCUCGAUGCCAACUAUAACUAUAAGACACAUUCCGACUGUGAGGUCAUCAUUCCAUUGUACAUGAAAUAUGGUGUCGACGCCCCUAAGCAUCUCGAUGGAAUGUUUUCCUGGGUUCUAUACGAUGCCAAUGAAGACCGUGUCAUUGCAGCCCGUGACCCCAUUGGUAUCACCAGUUUCUACCAGGGUUGGUCUUCCGAGACCCCUGGCGCAGUUUACUUCGCCUCCGAGUUGAAGAGUCUGCACCCCGUUUGCGACAAGAUUGUUGCCUUCCCUCCCGGUCACGUUUACGACUCCAAGACCGACACCAUGACCCGGUAUUUCGAACCUACUUGGUGGGAUCCUAAGCGAGUACCUUCGACUCCCAUCGACUAUAAAGCUAUCCGUGAAACGUUGGAGCGCUCAGUCCGCAAGCGUCUCAUGGCAGAAGUCCCCUAUGGCGUGCUUUUGUCUGGCGGUUUGGAUUCCAGCUUGGUUGCUGCCAUUGCGCAGCGCGAGACUCUUCGUACCAGGGAUCUGCAGAUGGCUGGAGGCUCGAUCGCCUCCGCCAACGGAGAGUCUGAGCUUGUAGGUAUUGACGAUGAGAACGACUUGUCGACCGUGACCGUCCUCGCUCAAUUGCACUCUUUCUCCAUUGGUCUGCCCGGUGCUCCUGAUACCGAGGCUGCUAUUGAAGUUGCUAAGUUCCUUGGCACCCGCCACCAUGCCUUCACAUUCACCAUUGAGGAUGGUCUCAACGCGCUCUCCGACGUGAUCUACCACCUCGAAACCUACGACGUCACCACUAUCCGUGCCUCAACUCCCAUGUACCUUUUGAGCAGAAAGAUUAAGGCCCUUGGUGUGAAGAUGGUUUUGAGUGGAGAGGGCAGUGACGAAAUCUUCGGUGGUUACCUUUACUUCCACGCUGCUCCCAACAAGGAGGAAUUCCAUGCCGAGACUGUCAGAAGAGUGAAGAACCUUCAUCUUGCUGACUGUCUCCGUGCCAACAAGUCCACAUCUGCAUGGGGUCUUGAGGCUCGUGUGCCCUUCUUGGACAAGCAGUUCCUAGAGACUUGCAUGAACAUCGACCCUCAGGAGAAGAUGAUCACCAAGGACCGCAUUGAGAAGUACAUUUUGCGAAAGGCAUUCGAUACCUCUGAUGAGCCCGACGUCGCGCCUUAUCUCCCAGACAAAAUCCUCUGGCGCCAAAAGGAGCAGUUCAGUGAUGGUGUCGGAUACGGAUGGAUUGAUGCUCUUAAGGACAACGCCGAGCUUCAUGUCACUGAUGAGAUGAUGAAGAACCCCAAGCCCGAAUGGGGCGAUGACAUUCCUACCACGAAAGAGGCCUACUGGUACCGCACGAUGUUUGACGAGCACUUCCCUCCUUCUUGCGCAAAAACCGUGGAGCGCUGGGUGCCAACAUGGUCCAAGCAGACCGACCCUAGUGGACGUGCCAUCGCAACCCACGUUGCCAAGUACGAAAGCGCAGCUUAG